Molecule: messenger RNA, 117 nt
Organism: Entamoeba invadens IP1
Lineage: Eukaryota; Evosea; Mastigamoebida; Endamoebidae
Exons: 2
Source: RefSeq, a predicted model, not a curated record
CUUUGGGUGUCGAUAUAUCCUAUCUCGUUGCAGAAUGUCGUCGAGGCAACUAGACAGUUCACUUCUAUUAUUCAAAAGCAUCUCGGUGCAGAGGCGUUGAGCAAAUAUUUGAAUUGA